Phlebotomus papatasi is the source of this 1682-nucleotide messenger RNA. RefSeq names its product brain-specific homeobox protein-like. The coding region runs from base 400 to 1410 and encodes 336 amino acids. The record is from RefSeq and is a predicted model, not a curated record. Gene Ontology annotation, biological process: regulation of DNA-templated transcription. NCBI's taxonomy places the organism in Eukaryota, Metazoa, Arthropoda, Insecta, Diptera, Psychodidae. The transcript is spliced from 4 exons. Gene Ontology annotation, molecular function: DNA binding; DNA-binding transcription factor activity, RNA polymerase II-specific.
AAUCAUUAAAUACCUCCAACGAACCCUCUGCCAUCAUUUUCUCAUUGGAAUCUUGGCAAAGAGAGAGCCAUUGCGCAUCAUCCGUUUGUGUUUGCUAAAGCGGGGUGGAAUCUCAUGGAUGAUGCUUUUAGGGGUAAGAGUCGUGCCACUUCCCACUACACACUAACCACUUAUAUCUGCAAUUUCCAUCCAUCAUUUUUCCCGGUCAAACACGAAUUGAUCGUUGAUGGUGAAACUUGGUAGAUCGUUUAAUGUUGAGUGGUUUACCGUGAUUCAAUUUUGCAACAAAAAGGAUAAUUUAUUAACUUCGCAAGAGAAUAAAACAGAUUAUUUUGAGGUGUUCAGUGAAAUAAAGAUGUUUCGAUAGAGGAAAAAAAGUAUACAUAGAAGUGAAAUAAAAUGUCUCUGCAUUUGACGGAGAAAAUCCCGGGGAAUUCAGGAUUGGCCAAGACCCCAUUUCUCAUUGAGGACAUUUUGUAUCAGAGUAACAAUGGUACAACGAAGAGCUCCACGAAGGGUGGUCAGAAGGUGAAUUGUGAGAGUGAACAAGUGUCUCAGGUGCAUCUGGUGAAUGGACGCGAGGAGGAAUACCAAAAAGUGGCUCAAAGUGAUAGAUACUCAGGUAUUAUUCACAGCAACAGUAGCACUCAUCAGCCGCCUCCGCCAACCUACACAUCCCUCUAUCCACCCACAUCGGCCCCUUACAGUGACUCAGGCUACCUGCAAAUGGCCCUGGGCGCCUACCUGACUCCGUCGGCCGGCGGAUAUAAAAGUGUUGAUCCCUACUUUCUCUCACAAGGAAUUUUUGCUGGAUCACCUCUGUUUCCGGGAAAUGGAUGUCCGGAUUUGGCUUUAGGACUGGGAAUGGGUGCUCUGAGGCACUGUCGCCGACGGAAGGCGAGAACAGUGUUCAGUGAUCCUCAGCUGACGGGCUUGGAGAAGAGAUUUGAGGCCCAGAGGUAUCUUUCAACUCCUGAGAGGGUAGAAUUGGCAUCGGCACUGGGUCUCAGUGAGACACAGGUGAAGACGUGGUUUCAGAAUCGACGCAUGAAGCACAAAAAGCAACUGAGACGACGAGAACUCAAUUCUUCAUCGUCUUCGGAACCCAUGGAUUUUUCACGAACUGACAAUCAACAAGGCACCAAUUCCUCCAAUCAAUUUCAUGCGAGUGGGGAAGGUGGAUCGGAGGUCAAGAAGGCUAAUGAGAAGAAUGCCUUUCUGAUGUAUCCAUCGGCAAAGGACAUGUACCAAGGCAGUCAGAAUAAUAAUAAUGUCUUUGGAAAGAUGUGCGACUUUCGGGCAAGCCAAGGUAGCAAUGCCAAUGAAAAUCUCCUGAGUGAUGAUAAUUCGGACGAAGAGAGCAGUGAUGUAGAUAUCGUUGGAGACAUCAAGAGCCAAAAUAUCGGGUAGGUGCUCGUAACCUAAAGACCCUCCGUUAGAUGCUCAAUUUGAAAUUUUAUGACGAUGUCCUUGGAAGAAAAAUCUCAAUCAGAAAAUUUUCUUUCAAGAUUGUUUAUAAAAUUUCAAUUAAAAAUAAUUAGAAAAGUUUAGUUCUCCUUUUGAGAAUUACACUUUGAGAAUAUUCUUAAAGUUGAACUAAAAUAAAUGCUAUUCAUAUUUCAUCUUUUGCAUUAAUUUAUUGUGAGUUAUUUAGUUUAAAAAUACACCACAUAAAAUACAUU